ACGCGUCACAAUAACUACUCAAAAAUAUAAGCCCAUUAUUAAUAUUGCAAAACGCACAUACGCAGCUGAAGCAGAAAAUUUAAAAAAGACACCGUUAUACGAUUUCCAUAUUAAAUAUGGCGGAAAGAUGGUGCCUUUCGCCGGUUACUCCAUGCCACUACAAUACGACAAACUUGGUCUCCUUGGCUCACACUUGCAUACACGUAAACACGUGUCUUUAUUUGACGUGUCUCACAUGCUUCAGACGAGGCUAAUAGGCAAAGACAAAAUAAAAUUUUUGGAAAAAUUAGUUGUGGCCGAUCUUGAAAUACUUCCGAUAGGUAACUCGACUCUUUCUGUUUUUACAAAUGAGAAUGGAGGUAUAAUUGACGAUACUGUGAUAUGCAAGCAUGAUGACCAUCUCUAUAUCGUGUCGAAUGCUGCUUGUGCGGAUAAGGAUUUGGCACAUAUACAAAAACAUCUAUCGGAAUUUCAAAAGACCGGAGGCGAGGCAGAAUUGAAAAUUAUCGAUGACCAUGCUUUAUUAGCAUUGCAAGGUCCUAAAGCAGCACCAGCUCUCGAGAGAUUGACCGGUCAAAAUUUAAAUGAUUUCAAAUUCAUGACGGGAAGGUUUAUGUCCAUUAAUGGAGUUGACUGUCAUAUAACGCGUUCAGGAUAUACCGGAGAAGACGGUUUCGAAAUAUCUAUACCCGCAUCAGAAGCUACUCGCUUAGCUGAACUGAUUCUCGAUGAUCCUUUCGUAGAAUUGGCAGGGUUAGGGCCACGAGACAGCUUACGUCUCGAAGCUGGUCUCUGUUUGUAUGGGCAUGACCUUGAUGAGACAACCACACCCAUUGAAGCCGGACUAAGUUGGACAAUUGGUAAACGAAGAAAAGAAGAGGGUGGAUUCUUAGGUGCCGAUGUCAUACUUAAACAAAUUCACGAUGGUCCGAAGCGUCGUCGUGUCGGGAUGAUUGUUGAGGGGGCACCUGCAAGAGAAAACGCGGAAAUAACUACUCAAAAAGGUGAAAUGAUAGGUAAAGUCACAAGUGGAGUACCUUCACCCACACUAAAAGAAAAUAUUGCGAUGGGAUAUGUUCAAGCUGGUCAUCACAAGCUUGGUACCAUACUUUGGGUUAAAGUUCGGAAGCGAAUCCAAAAAGCACAUGUAACCAGAAUGCCGUUUGUGCCCACAAAAUAUUACAAAUAA
This is a messenger RNA of Ambispora leptoticha, 1189 nucleotides long. Lineage: Eukaryota; Fungi; Glomeromycota; Glomeromycetes; Archaeosporales; Ambisporaceae. The record is from the annotation of a GenBank genome assembly.